UUGCAGAAGCUGGGAAUAAGGCUGAAAUAAAUAAAGAGGAGGAGACUCCGAACAAGCUGGCAGAGAAGGAAACCAGCCAUGCCUCCCAGUGAGGUCUCCAGAGGAACUGGUUUUGGUCACCUCUGAACAGCCAGCUCCCGCAGGUCCGGGAUUUCUGAGUUUUUCUCUUCUCCCCCCACCCCCCUUUCUACGUUUUUUCCCACCCCCCUUGGAGAUGAACCAAAGACUCAGCUGGCUUUUUUCCCUACCUGGAACCGCCGUUCUUCCUUCCCGGCUGCGCUUGGCGAUCCCUGAUCCGAUAGCCCAGAGCAGACCACCAAAGAAAGAGGAGAAACUGUCGUUUAAAGCCAGGCUGCCGUUUCAUCUGAGAUAAAGAAGGGGAAAAAAAUAGUCUUUUCGAGUUCUGGGGAGGUUUCGUCAUCAUCGCCUUUGCAAAACAAAACAAAAAGACCCACAACACCGCUCCGGAUUCAGAGCUGGUCCUUUCUUUUCUUUUCUUUUUUUAGUUUCUGGCAUAUAUUAUUAUUAUUUUUAAAAAAAGAAGAGGAAGAAAACUCUCCGUUCCCCCCGGUUGGAAGCUAAGCUGCCCAUGGCUUUCUUGAUGAAGAAGAAGAAAUUCAAGUUUCAGAUCAGUUUCACCUUGGAAGAGCUGACGGCGGUACCUUUCGUGAAUGGCAUGCUGUUCUGCAAAAUCCGUCUGCUGGACGGAGGAGACUUCGUCACCUUGUCUUCCAGGGAAGAAGUCCAGGAGAACUGUGUCCGCUGGAGGAAGAAAUUCACCUUCAUCUGCAAAAUGAGUGCCAAUCCCACCACGGGACUCCUGGACCCCUGCAUUUGCCGAGUCUCGGUCCGCAAAGAACUGAAGGGAGGAAAAGCUUAUUCCAAGCUGGGAUUCACCGACCUGAACUUGGCCGAGUUUGCAGGCUCGGGGCUGACUGUCCGAUGCUGCUUGUUGGAAGGAUACGACACGAAGAACACCAGACAGGACAACUCCAUCCUAAAGGUCACGAUUGGCAUGUCCCUCUUAUCCGGAGACCCUUGUUUCAAAACGCCACCCUCCACGGCCAAAUCCGUGGUCAUCCCAGGAGAAGACUCGAGCCUGCAGCUCACCUGCAAAGGGGAGGGAACCAGCCGGACUGUAACUCCCAGCACCAACGCGCCAUCUUCGAUCGGUUCCGUCCGUCAGAACAAACCCAGGCCCACCAUCCUGGGAUCAGAACCGGACCAGAACUUAUCAAGUCCAGAAGAAGUAUUUCAUUCCGGACACUCACGAAAUUCAAGCUAUGCCAGCCAACAGUCCAAAAUCUCUGGAUACAGCACGGAGCACUCCCGAUCCUCCAGCCUCUCAGACCUGACCCACCGCCGGAACACGUCAACCAGCAGCAGCGCUUCCGGGGGUCUCAGUAUGACGGUCGAAUGCCCGGAGGGCGAACGGGAGCACAGGUUGGAGAAGCCUCCGAGACCUCCCAGGCCCAACCUUUUAUCGGACAGAUCUUCUCGAAGGAAAAAGGAUUCUGUAGAAAGCCAUCCCACCUGGGUGGACGACACCCGGAUCGACGCAGGUGACAUUGUAGAGAAGAUCAUGCAAAGCCAAGAUUUCACCAACGUCAGCAACACUGAAGAUAGUAACCUGAGGCUGUUUGUGAGCAGAGAUGGCACGACAACCCUAAGCGGGAUUCAGCUAGCAAACAGAGUUUCGUCUGGAGUUUACGAGCCAGUGGUCAUCGAAACCCAUUAAAUGUGAACUAGAUGGGUGGUCGUCGUCCAUCCGUCCGUCCCCCACCCCCCGAUGGAAACUUGUCUCAGCAUUUUGGGUGGGUGGUCCUUUCCUCCCCACCCCACCACCCCGUUUUUCUUUUCUUCCUUUCUUUUUUAGUCUUCUCUGCACAUAACAUUCCAGGAAGGACUUCUCAAAUUUUUAUUUUUGGGGAGGGAUCCAAGCACUCCACACCUGCCCAGAGGUACUUCAAAAACAGGCACUUUAGGUGGGAUCUGGGAAGGUGUAACAUCGACGAUCUUCAGAAGGACGUCAGAUCAAUGUCCGCAUGCAACGGCUCCCUCGGAGGGACAGCAACUCUUGUGCCGAGCGCCACAGUUCGGCGAGCGUGGCUUGACCAAUCCUUUCUCCGCCACCUAGUUUACUGUGAACACUUCCCUCUCCCGUCCAAGGAAGCCUCAAAUGGGAAACGUUGCUAGUCAGGAACGUCGCGAGGAUUCAAGAGCUGGGUUGACCCGCAUCUCCUCUCUUGCAUUGAUCCCUCCCGAGGGCUGAGACCCAAGGAACGGAGGGCCAGCCUACGCCACUGCUUUGAACCGGAAGUCCUCCCCACGUCCUUGUCUUUCAUAGGAAGCCCCUGGUGUGUUUUUGGCCUCCUCAAAAUCCUCCUUUCAAGCAUCCGUGAGCCAUGGAAAGCUUUGCAGAUGUUGAAUGCCACUGUAGCUUGUAGUCCUCCUUCUCCUGCAGGACAAGGAAGGGGGAUGAUCUUGGCCAGCUGCCAUGCACGGCACAACUCUUGAAGAAGCUCAGAUAUGCCCAGGAAAAGAAAGUUUGGACUUUCCUCAAUGAGAACCGCUCUUGAAUUUUUUCAUUAUUUUUUUUAAAGAACAAUUGUUUGGGGUGACACACAUUCCCUGCUUGCAAGGUGGAGAGAAGUUCUGUGUUCACUUGGUAGUAGAGUAGAAGAAUAUCCCCUAUCAGUUCCAACAGCGUUGCCUUCCAGAUGCAAAACACAUUGGGUUAGGGUUCUCCUCGCUUGGGUUUUGAUUUGAAACCAAAGGCCUUGAGCAUCGAGAAGGUAUCCGGAUCCUUCUUUUCCUCCUGCCCAAGCGUGGUGGAGAAGUUUCCAUCACGAUAGGCCAACAUGCUCCCCAAUCCCUUGCUCUCCCCAUAGAGUGUGUGGAGUCUGUGGUGAGUCCAAACUCCAUAAGCAAUGAAAUGGGGAGAGUAGCAUCAGCGAUCAUCACUCAACUGUGUCCUCAACUGAGUUCUUCCACGUUUGGAAGGCGGGGGUGGGGGAACCCCUGGAUUUGUCUUUCCAUCGGAUGGAGUCUUUUAUUGCCCUCUCUCCAUCCAGAUGUUGAGAUUUGUGUAGGGAACACAGCAAGCUUUAGGGCUUGGUGUAGAAGCAGUGAAGCUUAUUAGCUGUUUUUCCCCACGUUGUGUUCUUGCGUUGGUCGUCUGCAAGCUACAGCUAGAAGACCUGGGCAGUUUCAUCCUAGGCAUAGGGUGUCCCCCCAACCCCACCCUUCACUUGUUGCUUUUAGGGGGGAGAGAGACUCAGGUUUUCCCCAUUUCAAGAAAGUAGCUUGCCCUUGAUAGAGGCACCAGUUGAAUGGAUUCACACCUACAUUUCACGUGGUUUAAUAAUGGCUUGAGGGUGUCAUCUCCCCCACAUGCCUUUAGACGAGUGACUGCUCUAAAACAAGAGUGUGCAAAUGGAAUUCAGAACAGGAUCAGGAAUUGGGGAGAGGGGCACACACGGACAUCAAAGGCCAGCCCUGUGGUCCCUUGAGUGGUAGCAAAGGAGUCAUCAGUGGUGAGGAUCUGCCAGAAGUUGGGUUCUUCACCCAACCACUGACCAGAACCCUCCUCUCCUAUCUCAGCUGAGCUAGCCAAGGUUUGUAUGAGUUGAAGACUCCAACCCAGCUCAAGGCCAUUGUGUCGAGCAGAUCAGAGAGCCUCAAACCCUCCCUGACCAUCUCAGGCCGAUCCUGAUCUUCAGCAAAGAGGAAAUAACUUGGGAACGGCCUAGAAUCUCCAGGAUAGACCUGGGAAACUUCCAUCUGAAAGUUGGUGGCCUUGUGAAAUCCUUGCACCACCAUGUCAGAAGAGGUCCUCUGGAGCUUUUCUUGAUACCACCAUUCAUACGUGUGGUUUGCUAAGAAGGACCUGGUGAAUUGGAAGAAGCCGAAGCUUCUUGAGAUACCUCUGUUGGUCUCCAGUGGCCUGUCCCACCAAUGAAUGGGUGAGGCAGUAGAGCUUGAUAUAUGGUGUUUUUUCCCCCUGGUGGGCAAAUUCUGUUCUCUAAAAAGAUAUUGGUCACACCUAAGCCAAACACUAUCUGGGACAAUUAACCAAAAGAGACCAAUUGAGAAAUGGUUGUUUUUCAUUUGACCUCCUUACACCACGGUUAAACUUCUUUCUCCUCCCCUUUUGAUUUUUUUUGAAAUCUAUUGAUUUUUUUUUUGUCGUUGAUCAACCCAGCAGGCUGGUGUAACGUUGUGAAUUUUGGAGGGAGGUGUGGGGGGGUGUUGUUUAAAUCAUUGUUUCAUUGCUUAUAAUAGUAUGUUGUCGGGCUGUUGUUUUAUAACUAUGUCUUAAUUUGACCAGGGAGAGAGGGAAGGAACCAGAGUUUCCACUUCUCUAGUUUCUCGGCUUCGUUGCGUUCCUUUGACAUUUUUUUUUUGGGGGGGGGGGUGUUAGCACUCGCCCAUCCAACUGGGAUCAAAAGAACCAAGAGGCGGCAGAACUUCAAAACGGCGCCCCCGAUUGAAGGAAGAGGGCACAGCUGGAUUCUGUUCUCCUUCCGCACAUGGUGCCAAAUAUAUUGACUCGUUUUGUGCUUGGUUCUGCAGCAAGGAAAAAAUAAACCCUCUUGGAUCUUUGGAGCAAAAGUUCUCAAGAGGAGCUAUUUUUUGGAGAGGCGAGAAAACACUCCACAAACACACACAAACGCCCCCCCUCCAAUUUUGCAAAAAAAUGAGACCACGAGAGUAAUUCAUUUCCCAUGAAGAAUUUGACGACCCCAUUGCAAAGAAAGCAUCUGUGUAGCUUGGUGCAAAACUAGCACGCUUCUCAGUCCCGUCCCGUAGCGCCUAAUCUCUUCAGAAAAUUUAUUCCCCUUUUUAUUAUUAUUAUUAACACUUUUUUUAAUAGUUUGGGUCUCCGCAGUGACCCACUCCCAAAUGGCUUGCUUGCUUCUUUUUAUGAUGAUGAUGAUGCUUCCUUCUGCAGUUCAAGUUCCCCCUUUGUAAAAAAAUAAAAGUUUUAAAAGGAAAAAAACGAAGUAAAACUUGAUCGAGGCAGCUGGGCUGCACUCAUGCUUGUAAAACCUCUGGAAGGUGAUCUCCCAUUCCCGCUAGGUACGGAUCAGGACGCCCCCUCCUGGAGAGGGGAUCCACUGGAGAGCAGAUCUCUCCUUCAGGUGAUCUCAGGACCAGUUAGAAGAAAAUGCCAUUUCCCCAUAAGCAAGUUGGCUACCUUCUUUCUUAGGCUCUGUAGACAGAGCUGGUCUUUCUUAACAAGGCACAAUAAUUUCUCUUGACACCCAAACUUUGGGACUGUCUGGUUUUCCCCCCUUGAAAAAAAAUAAAUCUGAUUUUCCCCACCUAAGCCAACUUCAAAGCUGCAUAACCUUCCCCUCUUCCCUCGCCAGCUUCUAAGGACAAAGAUCCUUUUGCCCUGACUCCCAAAAUCAAACGAACUUGGAAUGUAAAAGAAUAAACUCGAAUAAAUUCUUCACCGUGCUUUAAGAAAGUGACGUUUUCUUAAGUUUGCCGUUGCUUUUUAAGCCCAUAUUUUUCAGGGGGUUGUUAAGGAGAGAGAGAGAGAGAGAAAGAAAAGAGAUCGUGUUUUAUUUUCUUGGAAAGCGAACGAAACUUUUUAAGAGAUUCGAAAGGCGCACGCGAUUUAUAUUCAAAUAUUUCUAUUAAGCAGGAAAUAUAUUUUUGGAAGAGAGAGAAAAAAAAACCAGGACUAUGCAAAAAUUUAAGGUAGAGAAUUGCCGGAAGAGAUAGUUUUGAUGUGUUCUGAACUUUGAAAUCUGAAAAGUAGAUUAAAACUCAAAUCCUUAAAAAGCAUUUAUAGAAAAGAUUUUUUUUAAAAAAAAAUUCCUUCCACCCACCCCUGUUCUCUGUUUCCAAAUAUGUUUUCAAAAAGUGUUGAGCCCAGAGAAGAAUCCGUCAUAGAUCUGCACAUUCCCCCGUUUUAACUCGUUCUAGUAUUUAUCAUUUUUUGUAUUGGAUGCUGUGCUGUCUUUGAUUCAAACAGUUUUGUAUUCUCUGUUACCUGGUAGAAAAGCCACAGUUAUAAAAAAGAAGAAAAAUCACUAUAAAAUCAAAUGUCGUGACGGUUUUGGAGGGGCAGAAAUAAAGAUUGGGUUUUCUUUGGUA
This is a messenger RNA of Thamnophis elegans (Western terrestrial garter snake), 6111 nucleotides long. RefSeq names its product family with sequence similarity 102 member A (gene EEIG1). The transcript has 12 exons. The coding region runs from base 590 to 1738 and encodes 382 amino acids. NCBI's taxonomy places the organism in Eukaryota, Metazoa, Chordata, Lepidosauria, Squamata, Natricidae. The record is from RefSeq and is a predicted model, not a curated record.